AUGGCGACAAAGCAAUCGAACAUGGUAGACUUCGAACGUAACAAGAUCACAUACGACAGCUACGGAUCCGGGACCGAGGCUCUCGUCUUCAUCCACGCCCUCUGGUGUAAUAGGACUUUAUGGCACCGACAAGAGCCACUAUUCAACGGAAAUCGUUGCAUCGUGAUAGAUCUUCCCGGACAUGGUGACAGUGAUGCUCCCCAAAAAGACUACACCCAGUAUUUCUUUGCAGGAGCGGUUCACGCAGUCUUGCAGAAAGAGGAGAUCAAUCGCGCUGUCUUAGUCGGCCACAUGGUGGGAGGAGUUGUUUCCACCAUGUUUCUGCGAUGUUUCUCGAGAUUCAUCUCCGUCGUUGGCAUCAUCUAUGUUGAGUCUUUCCUCCAUCUGCCGCAGAGUUACAUACCGGCGGAAGGCGUCAGACGCCAGGUCGAAAAUCUCAGCAGCCCUGGCAUUCUGAAUCAGGCCAUCAACGAGGUCUGGUCGACUUCGAAGAAUCCGGACGUCCAACGAUUGCUGAAGUGUUCGAUGAAGAGGGCAGACAGACUUUCCUGUCUCAAUACAUUGGCGAAUCCUUACACGCACACUAUGGAUUGGGCAGAGAUACACCAGGUCCCAGCUGUGCACUUCACUACGCCGAGGUUGGAAUGGUUUGACAAGCAAGCCUGGCUCCACCAUGUGCCACAAUUGAAGGUCAAGAUGUGGGGAGAAGAACACGGCAACUUUUUGUUUUUAGAAGACCCCGAUCGUUUCAAUCAAGACGUAGUUAACUUUCUGGCCGAGAACGAUCUUUUUCAGCAUUAG
Molecule: messenger RNA, 801 nt
Organism: Exophiala bonariae
Lineage: Eukaryota; Fungi; Ascomycota; Eurotiomycetes; Chaetothyriales; Herpotrichiellaceae
Exons: 1
Coding region: 1-801 (266 amino acids)
Source: RefSeq, a predicted model, not a curated record